UGUGGCCACAAUGCAAAAGUACUUCCCCUUGCGUCUCUUUUUUUAUUAGCCGAAACUAAUUUUUGCUUCUUUAAGGAAAUAAAUACAUAUGCAAACCACAGCCUGUUGCCGUGGUUACUGCUGUAUGCUACUGCGAAUAGCUUAUUUCACAUCUUUAGCCCUAUAGGGUUUGGAAAGCGUGAUUCUUCUGGCCUUUCACCGUUUCCCCCCUCGCUAGGCCACCAUCCCGCUGUUGCAAAAAAAGCAUGUUGUAAUAAGCCCUGCGCGCUGCCGGAGGAGGCGGUGGCUGCGCUGCCAGAGCGCUGCAGCACGCUCCGACGCACCCCGCGCCAGAGACCCCCCAGGUUGGUACUAAGAAGUGCCUUUCCUGACGUCUCUGCUGCUUGGGACCGCUUCUAGAGCAGCCGCUGCUUUUUGCCUUGCUUGCUGCCAGCUAGACUGCGACGACAGCGCAUCCGCCCGCCACCUCUAGCCAGACACCCCCGCUGCCACCCAAAACCGAGAGAAAGGCGCUGUCGGGCCUUGCCGUAGGCUGCUUUACUGUAAAAAUAAAAGUUUGCUGAGAAGGUCAGAUAUCUUCUGCCCGAAAAUCGAGGAGAGGAGGAGGAGGAGGAGGAGGAGGAAAAAAAAAAAAAAAAAUCCAGUCUCGAUCGUUGCUCUAAACUGCUGCAUCUGUCUAUGCCAAACUAAUCGAUACCGAUUGCACCACCAAACCCCGCUGCAAAUUCAGCUGCGUGGAGAGAUUACCUUUCAGACAACUUUACUGAAAGCGGCUUGGAAAUCCCGUGUCAGAGGGUCUGCCACGUUUUCAUGCUUGCAUUGUGGGCUCCGGUUGGCACCCAGGAUGGGUUACUGAGCGCACGAGGCUAGUCCCAAGCCACACUUUUUAACGUUCACCUUGCUGGUUAAUCCUAGCGUUUCUCUGAGUACGAAACCUCUGUCGAUUAACAGUGUCGCACUGUGAACUCCCGGUGGCACAUCUUUUCCUUGAGAUUGCGGCCACCUGCUUUUACACGUACUUUUAAAAUAGGGAGCGGGGGAAAAAAAAGUAUUCUGGAGGUGACGCUUUCAUCAUUUCCAGUUUAUCAGUUCAGCUACUCGUUUGUCCAUUUUAUUGGAAAUUUUAACUACCUGUAAAAUCUAAAGAUGGCUGUUAGUGUCACACCGAUUCGGGACACAAAAUGGCUAACGCUGGAAGUGUGUAGGGAGUUCCAAAGGGGGACUUGCUCACGACCAGACACGGAAUGUAAAUUUGCACACCCAUCGAAAAGCUGCCAAGUUGAAAACGGACGCGUAAUCGCCUGCUUUGAUUCAUUGAAAGGGAAGGAUAGCGGGAAUGAAGGGAAAAUACGCCUGGCAGGGCUCAAAUCCUCCGGUAUGGCUACGGUGAUUGGUUCUUUGCCUCCAAAUUAUUCUCUGCCUGUAGCUGGCAUAAAGGGCACUUCACGUAGAAACAGCAAAGUCACUGGUCGAUGUUCAAGGGAAAACUGCAAAUACCUUCACCCACCACCACACUUAAAAACGCAGCUGGAGAUAAAUGGACGCAAUAACCUGAUUCAGCAGAAGAACAUGGCCAUGCUGGCCCAGCAGAUGCAGCUUGCCAAUGCCAUGAUGCCUGGUGCCCCGUUGCAGCCUGUGCCGAUGUUUUCCGUCGCACCAAGCUUAGCCACCAACGCAUCAGCCGCCUUCAAUCCCUACCUGGGGCCCGUCUCCCCAGGCCUGGUCCCAGCAGAGAUCCUGCCCACCGCCCCGAUGCUGGUGACAGGGAACCCCGGUGUCCCGGUUCCUGCCGCUGCCGCCGCUGCUGCCCAAAAGCUAAUGAGGACAGACAGGCUGGAGGUAUGUCGAGAGUACCAGCGUGGCAACUGCAACAGGGGAGAGAACGACUGCCGGUUCGCUCACCCCGCCGACAGCGCUAUGAUCGACACCAACGACAACACAGUCACCGUCUGCAUGGAUUACAUCAAAGGGAGAUGCUCACGGGAAAAGUGCAAAUAUUUUCACCCUCCCGCACACCUGCAAGCCAAGAUCAAGGCUGCCCAGUACCAGGUUAACCAAGCUGCAGCUGCCCAGGCAGCAGCGACUGCAGCUGCCAUGACUCAGUCGGCUGUCAAAUCACUGAAGCGACCCCUCGAGGCAACCUUUGACCUGGGAAUUCCUCAAGCUGUACUUCCCCCAUUACCAAAGAGGCCUGCGCUUGAAAAAACCAAUGGUGCCACCGCAGUCUUUAACACUGGUAUUUUCCAAUACCAGCAAGCUCUUGCCAACAUGCAGUUACAGCAGCAUACAGCCUUUCUCCCACCAGGCUCAAUAUUGUGCAUGACACCCGCUACAAGUGUUGUUCCCAUGGUGCACGGUGCUACGCCAGCCACUGUGUCUGCAGCAACAACAUCUGCCACAAGUGUUCCCUUCGCUGCAACAGCCACAGCCAACCAGAUACCCAUAAUAUCUGCCGAACAUCUGACUAGCCACAAGUAUGUUACACAGAUGUAGACAUUUUGUCAUCAAACAAUCAUAACUAAAGAGAAAAGGACAGUGUGUUUGGGUUGAGAAGAGGACGAGCUCAUUAGCCAUAAUGUAUAUACCGUCAAGCAACACUCGGAAACUCCCUCAGCAGUAAGACAUCCACACAUUGCAUGUUAACGAGAUGAAACAAGAACUUGGAAAUCCACUGCACACUGUUGCCUAUAUACUUUGUACAUUUAAUUGAUAUUUGUGCUGAGGUGAUCUUAUUGUCUAAAAACUACAACAUUGUCUAUCUUUUCUAGCACAGAAGUAUGCAUAUGCAUUUGAAUAUGCAUAUGUAGUCUAUUUCCUACAUAAUCAUGUAUGUCACCUUGAAAAGACAGACGAUGAUGUAACCAUAAAUCUAUUAUGUAUUGGUACGUCUGUAGACCAAGAUAUAAUUUUUUAAAGUAAGUUUAUUUCUUUCAAGGUUUACAAAUAACAAAGGUGCACCUUGUAUUUAAAAUUGCCAUUAUAGAUGAGAGCGUGCAUGCACAGUAAUUUUUGUUUAAGAGUAAUAUUUUUAAUGUAAUAGAUUGUAAGAAGUGGUAAGAGAGGUAUCUGACAGAGAUGAAUGUGCCAAGCAAAACCACAACUGUGUAUAUUUUAAAGCACAUCAAUGGCUUUAAGUACCAUGUUGUUAAGGAUUCUCAUGAAGUGCCAUAGACUGUACAUCCAAUUAGAGUAUUAUUUCUGCAGUGUUAUUUUCAGAACCACGUUUUCACUUACUUUACUAGUACUAAUCAGUCAAAGGGCACCAUUCUGUUUCAAACCAAAGCUGUCUCAGAAAUGGCCAACUAUUCCUUACAGUAACAGUAGACAGCACAAGAAAGAUACUCUAGCCGUACAAAUUAACCCAUACUGGACAUAUAUAUAAACUAUUUUAAGGCAUUGUAGUGUAAUAUUUAUGCAUAUUUUACUGUAUAACAUGAUAUACAAAAGGGAAAAGCCAUUUCUGAGACACAGUAACAAACGUUUGAGGAACUUCUUUUGCUUCUAUUUAUAGCCUCUGUUGAAAGUCAAAAGGACUAUAAAUGUUUUGCAGAGUUGGGUUUCACUUUUACUUCAUCAAAGUCACGCUUUACAUGGUGACUCUAAACAAAGACAGAAGAAGCACUGACAUCAGAUGCAUGACAAACCAAAAUAUGAAAAAAUGGAGAUGUUAAUUAGCGUAGGAAUUGGGUGGGUUAAAUACUUGGGUGAGUUUUAUAUGUGAUUUUUUUGUUCAGAUUAACUGCUUAUAGCCUUAGAAAGCCUUUACAAAAUAAAAACAAAAAAAAUAGAUGUGCAUUCAAGUUUUAAGAAUGGAUUCAUCCAAAGGAAUUCCUUUUUGUGGUUUGGAUGUUGCAGCUAGUAAAGGAUAUUUUUGCUCUGUUCAGCAAAGUGCUGAAGUGGGGGCCAGGUCACUGGUAGCGUAGCGUGGAGUGGAAGAAGCGCGAGUUCGGUUGUAGAACUCUCCAUACUUCCAAGUUUACUGCAAGUUUUUAUGCUUGAGAGAGAUGCUUUAUAGUAUAAGAAUGAUGUGUUGAUUUUACUGAUUGUACUGUACAUCUAUUAAAGCCUUAGAUUAUUACAUUACGGGUUAAAACCCAUACCAAUGUAAUUUCAAUCGUGUUAAGAAAGUAUAGGUGACUUCACAUGUUAUUGUAGUUACUUAACAUUAUAGAAUAUUACUUAUUUUUUUUCUUGUUAAAAGUGUAGUUUUUAUUUCUUACAUUUAUUAGAUUGUUUUCAUUUUCUAUUACCAGUUGAAUACCAUUUCAGUUUAUAGAAUUUUGUUUUAUUAGAGUUUACUGAUGACUUUUUCAAAAUACAAAAAAAAAAAGUAGUUUUCUUCAUAACAUACUCAGUUUUGAAUUUACAUGUAGUGUCAUAUGAGUAUUCGUAUUAUUGUUAACUAAAUGAUUUAUAUUUUACUGAUUUAAUAUUACAAUGUAAGAAUGUCAGUCAUUGUUAGUUCUUGUCUAGUUUUCAUUAAAAGAACAAAGAUCUUUUAUAUGGAUAUCUUAUAAUUAUAUAAUCAUUGCUAAGUAAGAAGUUAAGUUGUUGCUAUCGCAACAAUCCUGGCAGACAAUUGAGUAAUAUUUUGAUGAUUUAUUUUGUUUGUAAUUAGUUAUUAUGAGAAAAUCUAGUUCCUAGAUAUUAGAAUAAAAUUUAUUUUCUACUGUAUCCAUUUCAAAUGUUAAAAUAUUGUUUAAAUAUUUUUUGAAAUCCCUGAAUAUCAGGCCUUGUUAUAAAUAAGCUGCAUAAUCAAUAGAUCAAGGGACUUUUUGUUGAUAAUCCAAAUACUCAAAGUUUACGUAACAAGAAUUAUAGCGUGUGUGUGCAAACUCUUGAGGGUUGAUUAUGCUGCAGUUUAGCAUGUGGGAACGUAUAGAGAGAAGGUUGACUUUUUGCACUUCUGUAUAUAGUCAAAAAAGAGAGAAACCUGUAUAAUAGUAAGAUCUUAUUUUGAAUAAAAAUGUCUAUAAUUACAAGGAGUUUUGUUAAGGCUAAUAAAAUGACAGGCUGAACAAAAUUGCUUGCAAAAGUGGCACAGAGUUAGCACUCCAUACCCCUUCAAAAAAGUUGCUUUGCUUUAUGUGGACAGCUUGUAGUUUGCCAGGAUUUUUUCAGCUGGAAAGAUAUGCCAUCCUUCCAAGAUCUCAUGACUGACAAAAGCUCCACUGGUUCAAAUCUGCCUGAAAAUCAUUAAUAAAAAAAAAAAAAAGAAAAAAAAAAAGAAAAAAAAGCAGGUACUUCAAACCAUCAAGGUGAAAUCAUGGAUCAAAUAUUCCGUACAUUAUUCAAAAACUACUGCAUGUUUAAAGUAUCAAAAAAUAUAUUAAAGAUAUAUGCUAUUCAAACCAGUUUCUGACAAUUUCAGUGGUUUAUUGUUCACAAAAAAGAUUCUUCAAAACAAAUACUGACUUUCACAAAAGAGUUAAAUCAUGAACAGGCAAACCAAACAGCACACCGUAGCUGUAGUUGUUAUGUGAUUAUUUUUUAUCGCUGUAGUGGUCCUGUUCUUUUAGCAGGUGAAAAAAAAACCCUGGGAAAUUUUACCGUUUUAAUGGAAACCGUUCAGGAAACCUUGUCAUUAUAUAUGCCAAAGCUGGAAAGAGAAAGUGAUUAGGCCAUUACUGUAUCUGAUCUCUCCAGUACUCACACUGAAUGAUUAAUGAAGUUGCACUUACUUGCAACCCCGCAACUUUCAUCUGCUGAAAGGACAGAUGUGCUUGGUUUUACUAUUAUGUAAUCACAGACUUACUUUUUGCUUGUAGUUGCUCCAAAUUAUGUACUCUGUCCUGGGCUGCAAUUUGUUUUUAUGCUUAUUUUAUUAUUACUGCUAUAGUUGACCUUGCUGUAUGGAAAAAAUAAAGUGAAAUUGCCCUAAUAAAAGUUCUCUUUCUUAA
Harpia harpyja (harpy eagle) is the source of this 5900-nucleotide messenger RNA. RefSeq names its product muscleblind like splicing regulator 1 (gene MBNL1). Gene Ontology annotation, molecular function: metal ion binding. The record is from RefSeq and is a predicted model, not a curated record. The transcript is spliced from 12 exons. Bases 1147 to 2493 code for a protein of 448 amino acids. NCBI's taxonomy places the organism in Eukaryota, Metazoa, Chordata, Aves, Accipitriformes, Accipitridae.